AUGGUGUGGUGCUCCCAGGCCCUUGAUUCGCAAGUUAGCCCUUUUCCGCCAAGUAUCAACAGCACCACCAGCACAGACUUUCCACAUAUCUCUUUUUAUGGUGGAAUGUUUCUUCAGUGGGUUGGUUACUCCCUCAUGAAUAACCAAUCCCCCAUUUUACUUUUCAAGCCUCCAGAAUCUCUGCGUCUCUGCGCCUCAGUUUUCCACUACCCAAAGCUGCCGUUUCUCAGGUCAAGGAGCCCAAGGUGCCCAAGGCGCCCAAGACGCAAGGCCGAACCGUCACCCAGCCAACGGUUCUCCACCGCGCGGGGGGAGUGUGGAAGGAGAGGCGGGAACUCGUCGGCGCAGGCCGGGAAACAACGAAGGGCGGGGCCAGCCUCGGGAAGGAUCGCGAAAGUCCUGGGAGGCUCCGCCCUUUCCGUAGAUAUCUCUAGAAAGCCGCGCGGGAGACCCAAAACAAAGAUUGCGCACGCGCGGCGGCUGGGCCCGGGCAUUUUGCUGCGUCACCAGCCGCUGCCUGGGCUCACCACCCCUCGCUCUCACGCACGCACGUUCAUUCUCCGUCCUCGCGCUCCUUUUCCUACGCUUUCCUCUUCUCUCCGACCCGAGCAGCCGCUCUCUCCGCGCGGUGCAUUCUGGGAGAUCCCGGCCGAGCCCGCCGCCGCCACCGUCGCCCGAGGGAAGCGUGAAGAGGCCACGACCGGGGAGAAAACGCCGGAGUUGCCGCCGGAGAGGAGUCGACUCCCCAGCAGUUGCCGCCGGAGAGGCCCGCCCCCUGUCCCGUUCACAAUGCAGCCUGCUUCUGCAAAGUGGUACGAUCGAAGGGACUAUGUCUUUAUUGAAUUUUGCGUUGAAGACAGUAAAGAUGUUAAUGUAAAUUUUGAAAAAUCCAAACUUACAUUCAGUUGUCUUGGAGGAAGUGAUAAUUUUAAGCAUUUAAAUGAAAUUGAUCUUUUCCAUUGUAUUGAUCCAAAUGAUUCCAAGCAUAAAAGAACGGACAGAUCAAUCUUAUGUUGUUUACGAAAAGGAGAAUCUGGCCAGUCAUGGCCAAGGUUAACAAAAGAAAGGGCAAAGCUUAAUUGGCUUAGUGUGGACUUUAAUAAUUGGAAAGACUGGGAAGAUGAUUCAGAUGAAGACAUGUCUAAUUUUGACCGUUUCUCUGAGAUGAUGAACAACAUGGGUGGUGAUGAGGAUGUAGAUUUACCAGAAGUAGAUGGAGCAGAUGAUGAUUCGCAAGACAGUGAUGAUGAAAAAAUGCCAGAUCUGGAGUAAGGAAUAUUGUCAUCGGGAUUUUGAGAAAGAAAAAUAACUUCUGCAAGAUUUCAUGAUUGAGAGAAUUCCUGAGUUUAUAGCUCUAAAGGCAGAUGCUGUAUUUGCCUCCUUUAACCCAUUUUUUCAACCUGUUUGUUUUUUUAAAGGCUUCACUAAGGGUUGAUAUGUACCAUUGUAUGGGGCAAUUUUAAGUCGGCUAAGGCAAUAACCUUAUGCAUGAAUAUUUCCCAGACUUCCAUGAAGCUGUUGAGGUCCUAGGCAGUUGAUACAGCAAUUGUAAUAAAUAAAAACAUUUCACCUGUCUCCUUUCUUCAUAACAUAGAUACUGACACGUUAGGAAGCUCUCAGCUAAGAGAAAGAUAACUAAAUUUUAGAUUUUAGAACAUGGACUCAAAGUGGCUGAAACAAAUUGUCUGAUACCUUGAACUGUUAACCUAGUGUUCCUCUGGUGUAUCCUUCAGGACUGUUCCAUUAAAAAUUUUAUUUUUCAAAAAAUGACUUCACAUUGUAUGUAAGUGAUCACUUGUCAGUGUUCCAAGAUGUAUCUUAGCUAAAACUAGUGAAUGCCCUAACUUAGAUGGUUUCUGAAGCCUGUACAUUUGGUAUUGUUUAACCCUUAGGCUUUUACAUCUCUUAGCACGGAGGACGAAGAAAGGCUGUACAUUGUUGCUUGAGAGUCUGUACAUUUAGACCAAAUUUGUAUUUGCAGUGUCAGUAUGGCAAAUGAGUGAAAAAAUGUUUAAUACACUAUUGGGUUUUUUUAUUUCUUUUUUUUGAUUCAGCUUAUACCAGGGCUGAAAAGCCUCAAUUUGUGUUCUUGACAGUGGGAAUUUUUUUUAAUGUCUACAUUCUUUCUAAUAAACUGUUGGAAGACUUCUUGGCUGUCUUUCUAAGUGUCUGGUUUACUGUAAUUUCAUGUAUUAUUACCAUUUACUGGAAUGGAGUUUUUAUUUUUACUUGAGGAAGAAUUUGGGAAUACUCGUGUUUGAAAAGAGGCUUGCUGUAAUGUUCACAGGAAGUCUUUCUAAAGUGGAUCUGUACUAGGAAAUUGUAGAUGCACUUUGCAGCAGUUGGAAAAGAAAGUGUUGUGAUUUGACUGAAAUAAAAGUAAAUGUGUUUGUUGUCCUCCACUAAA
Choloepus didactylus (southern two-toed sloth) is the source of this 2407-nucleotide messenger RNA. RefSeq names its product prostaglandin E synthase 3 (gene PTGES3). The record is from RefSeq and is a predicted model, not a curated record. Gene Ontology annotation, molecular function: protein-folding chaperone binding; Hsp90 protein binding; prostaglandin-E synthase activity. The transcript has 8 exons. NCBI's taxonomy places the organism in Eukaryota, Metazoa, Chordata, Mammalia, Pilosa, Megalonychidae. Gene Ontology annotation, cellular component: nucleus; cytosol. The coding region runs from base 1 to 1272 and encodes 423 amino acids. Gene Ontology annotation, biological process: protein folding; telomerase holoenzyme complex assembly; telomere maintenance via telomerase.